AUGCGUCUUUCUGCUUCAGUUAUUCUGGGAUUGGCUGCUUUAGCCGUGACCCAUCCAGGCGAAGACCACCGCGAUGAGCUUGAAGCGCGUCGCUCCUUCGAAGCCAGUGCUGAGCGACUGUCUCUCCGUCACUGUGCCGAAGUUCUGAAGGCCAGAGGUGUCACCGAGCGUAACAUCAAGCGUCGUUCUGCUUUGAUCGAGGAGCACCGCCAGAAGCGUGGUAUCAAGAAGCGUGAUCUUGAGGACGUUCUCAACACAGACCACAACAAGACCGAUCUCGGCUAUACACCCAACACUCCAGCUGAGACCCUCUUCGCUGGCCAAAACUCAUGCGUGCUGACCCCCGAGGUCACUCUCGGUCCAUACUACGUCAGUGGCGAGUCUAUCCGACGCAAUCUGAAGGAGGACCAGGAGGGCGUUGACCUUAUUCUCGACUACCAAAUCAUUAACGUAGCUACUUGUGAACCUGUGCCAGAGCUGUAUCUCGAGAUCUGGCACUGCAACGCAACUGGUGUUUACGGCGGCGUGAACAAUCAGGGAAACGGAAACUUUGCCGACAAGACCAACAUCAACAAAACCUUUGGCCGUGGCAUUCAGCCAACUGAUGAAGAUGGUGUUGCUCAGUUUGAGACCCUUUUCCCAGGUCAUUAUGUCGGUCGCACGACGCAUAUUCAUCUUUUGGCUCAUGCGAACGCUACUUUGUACCAGAACAAGACACUUGGAAACGUCAUCUACAGCAGCCACAUUGGGCAGACUUACUUCGACCAGGACCUGAUCGAGGAAGUUGAAGCUCUUGCUCCCUACAACACCAACACACAGGCUCAGACCACAAACGCUGGCGACGGGAUCCUAGCUCAGGCUGCCAACCAGGACUACGACCCUGUCGUCGAGUGGACCCUUCUAGGUGACACUGUUGCUGAGGGAGUCUUCGGCUGGCUGGCUUAUGGAAUCAACAUCACUACCACUGAGAAGGUUACCCCCGCUGUCUUUAGAUAUGAGGAUGGUGGCCACACUAACCCUGACUUUGGAGGCGGCGGGCCUGGAGGCCCUGGUGGACCCCGGCCACCAGGCGCAAGUGAAGCAGAGGAUACUACGAGCGAUACUGCUUAG
Molecule: messenger RNA, 1110 nt
Organism: Fusarium musae
Lineage: Eukaryota; Fungi; Ascomycota; Sordariomycetes; Hypocreales; Nectriaceae
Exons: 3
Coding region: 1-1110 (369 amino acids)
Molecular function (GO): oxidoreductase activity, acting on single donors with incorporation of molecular oxygen, incorporation of two atoms of oxygen; ferric iron binding
Source: RefSeq, a predicted model, not a curated record